AUGAAUGAAACACAAGACAGCGACACGAACUUCGAAGUGGCCUGCUCUUAAUGUCAAACAACUCCUGACAAUUACGUCAAAUUGGAUUGUGAUCACAAGUUCUGUCUCGUAUGUUUAGCCUACAAUUAUUUGCAAUCUCAACAACAGAACCCAGAAUCUCAAGACACUGUGAAAGUAGCCAUCUGUUCAAAGUGCCAAUAUGAAACUCACCUUGAUCCAGACACUAUCGAGGCAAUUCAAUAUGUGAUCAAGGAAAUCAUCAUUCCACUAAUCGAAUAGAAUUAGGAGGAACACAAUGUGGAUAAUGAUUUCGAUCUAAAAUAAUCCGAAACUAUAAGAGAAUCCAAGGGCAACUUCACUGCUGAAUUAGCCUAUGAUGAUCUAUUUGAAUAAAAAAAAGAUAAAAAUGCAAACACUUUAUAAUUUCAAAAAGUGGACUAAACCAAGGAAACCUCUGAAGUUAAGGAUAUCAAGAAAAAUAAGGAAUCCCUCAUUGCCAAAACCGAUAUGACUUCUGCUUUGAAUGAAAGAGUGCAAUUAUAUUUGGAGAGAUUGGAUAAAAGUUUCAAAAAUAAGUUUGAAUCCAUCAGAGAUAUUCAAGAUUAGAAAUUCCAAUUCUAGUAAAAGUGCCAAUCUACUAGAGACGAGAUCAGUCAAGAAUUUCAGAAGUAAGUUAUUGCUUUGGAAUAAAAGAAGAACAGUCUUAUUAAUGAGGUUAAUGCGCUUGAAACUUAGUAAUUGUUAGAAAUCUAAAAACAAGAGAAUGAAUAUGAAUCAUAAAUUUAAUUGAUGGCUAAGUAUCAGGAAGAAUUAAGGAACUUAAAGGGAGUUCCUGAAGAUAUGAGCAAAUUCUUAAUUGAAAUUGAAAAAAUCAUGACUGCCCCAUCUCAAUCUCUGUAAAUAAAAUCCUCACUAUUGACAUCCCAAAGAUAGUUAAUUCGCAUUCAAUCUCUUACCUAAUCGACAGAAGAGAGAUUAACCUCAGAUUCCAAAAUGAUUCCUAUUUAGUAGAAAUUCAGUCCUAUUAAAAAUGACAGAACCAAUGAAAUUUGGAAUAAGUUGAAUGAAAGUGAUAAAAAGAGUAGACUUAAAGAAAGCUCAAUCUCGCAAUAAAGAUCAAAUCAAAAGAGUAGGUGGAAAGAAACGAUCUUAGAAAUCUUUGAUAAAAAAGAACAAAGCUUUGAACGAUAUUCUACUAAUAAUAAAUAUAAUCCAUUGAAUAGGCCCUAUAAUAUUCAUUAGGUUUUGAACAUGUAACAAUAGAGUUUUUAAAUUCAAAAAGAAAAUUUAUUAAAAAGGUGA
This is a messenger RNA of Paramecium tetraurelia, 1302 nucleotides long. RefSeq lists its product as uncharacterized. Lineage: Eukaryota; Ciliophora; Oligohymenophorea; Peniculida; Parameciidae. Gene Ontology annotation, molecular function: metal ion binding. The record is from RefSeq and is a predicted model, not a curated record. The transcript is spliced from 4 exons.